Molecule: messenger RNA, 699 nt
Organism: Peronospora belbahrii
Lineage: Eukaryota; Oomycota; Peronosporomycetes; Peronosporales; Peronosporaceae
Source: the annotation of a GenBank genome assembly
AUGAACAGUGCUAGUAAUGUAAAGGCAGUGGUGAUUGUAUUACACGGCAUUAAUUCACACAGUGGCCGUAAUAAUAAAUUUAUGGUUGAGGUACUCGAGCAUGGAUUCCUAGUAGCAGGAAUUGACCAUGAGGGUAUGGGCCGUAGUGAUGGUAGACAUGGAUAUUUUUCUAGUGUACAUACUUUAGUAGACGAUGCCAUUGCAUUUAUAGAUUUGGUCAAGGCGAAAUAUUCACAGAAGAAGAUCUUUCUGCUUGGAUCCUCGCUGGGUGGAUUAAUUAUUCUGCAUGCACUUAGUAAAGGCGGCCCUAAGCUCGUUGACGGAGCUAUUAUAUUAUGUCCAGCCACAGAAAUCCACGAGGCGUCACGACCAUCGCAUCUGAUUGAAACCAUUGGCAGAUUGUUGCACGAAUACACACCUAAAUUGCCGCUUGUAACGGCUAAUCGUGGCAAAAACAGUUCUCCAGAAGUAGCGGCAUUUGUGGAUGCAGAUAAACAGGCUGACCCCCCUCAUGGUACGGCAGACAGAACUUGUCGUGUCACAGGUUCAGCGGCACUCCACCUUAAAACGCGCAGCGUCGACAAGACCUUCAAAACUUACGAAGGAGGACACCACGAUUUGGCCAGUGAGCCGCCUCAUAUUCGCGAUGCGGUGGUACGUGACUUUGUCGUUUGGCUUGAAGAUCAUUCCAAGCUAUAG